Molecule: messenger RNA, 5361 nt
Organism: Acanthochromis polyacanthus (spiny chromis)
Lineage: Eukaryota; Metazoa; Chordata; Actinopteri; Pomacentridae
Gene: synrg
Product: synergin, gamma
Exons: 23
Coding region: 42-4397 (1451 amino acids)
Cellular component (GO): clathrin coat of trans-Golgi network vesicle
Molecular function (GO): protein binding
Source: RefSeq, a predicted model, not a curated record
CCGCUGACGUCAUCCUCCUACUAGUGACUGCUGUUAUCAAGAUGGCGCUGCGGCCAGGAUCUGGGGGAGGCAGCAGUUUUAUGUAUCCUGUCGGAGGGGGUUUGGGACCGCCACAAGGCAUGGUCCCCAUGCAGCAACAGCAGCAGCAGCAGCAACAGCAGGGCUUCCCUAUGGUUCCAGUCAUGCAGCCCAACAUGCAGGGCAUGAUGGGAAUGAACUUUGGAGGACAGAUGCCCCCGGGUGCCAUUCCUAUGCAGGGCGGCAUGGCGAUUGGCAUGCAGACCCCUGGGAUGCAGUUCCUGGGUCAACCACAGUUCAUGGGUAUGAGACCUGCUGGACCCCAGUACACUGCAGACAUGCAGAAACAAAUGGCCGAGGAGCACCAAAAACGCCUGGAGCAGCAGCAGAAGAUGCUGGAGGAGGACAGGAAAAGAAGACAAUUUGAGGAGCAGAAACAGAAGCUGAGGCUGCUCAGCAGCGUCAAACCCAAGACAGGGGAGAAGAGCCGUGACGACGCCUUGGAGGCAAUCAAAGGCAACCUGGACGGCUUCAGCAGAGAUGCAAAGAUGCACCCGACUCCAUCAUCACAAACCAAGAAGCCAGACUCAUCGCCAUCACACCCGUCUGUCACCACUCACUCCCUCCCCCCAGCUUUGUCCGAGGAUAAUGAUGAGUUUAGUGACUUUCAGGGGCCUGUAGAUGCCCCUGCCUCCUUCCCUGAACCCUCCUCCUCCUCCACUUCUUCCACCUUGGGCCUCUCCUCUCAGGCCCACGCCCAGCCUUCAUCUUCUUCCCCCAAGACAGGUUUCUCUGCGGACGAUGACGAGUUUAGUGACUUUGUUCAGGGGCCUGUAAAUGCUUUCAAUUCCUCCAGCUUCCACCUGUCCUCUCAAGCACAAGUCCAACCGUUACCCCCUUCCUCACAUUCCCUCCCCGAGUCCCUCCCUGCCUUUGUGUCCAUUCCCACUGCCACCCAACACUCUGCUGUCAACACCAGCUCUCAAUCUACAUUUCAAGGCCCGACCCUGGAAGAGAAGCUGUUCUCCUCAUGCGAUCUUACUGCUGAUAAGAUGGCCCAAGUUAGCUUUAAGUCCAAGCAGAGUUUGGCUGAAAUGACUCCCCGAGUUAAAGUUUCAGCCCAGUUUCAACCCAGCACAAAAGCGAGGAACUGGGCUGCUGCCCCUGAGGACUUGAGUUCUGCCUUCACCGCAGAAAAUCCACCCGAGGCCCCGGUGUCAGCACCCACCCACCCCUCACCGGCUACUGGCUCGUCUCCUCAAACCAGUAGUGAAAGCGCAGGUGUUGGCGUGUACCCACAACAAGAGCACAUCCAGUCCAUGCUGCCAGCAUGGGUUUACAAUGACAGCCUUGUCCCAGAAAUGUUCAAGAAGGUUCUUGAAUUCACCAUGACACCGGCAGGGAUAGACACAGCCAAACUCUACCCAAUAUUAAUGUCAUCAGGUCUUCCCAGGGAAGCACUGGGGCAGAUCUGGGCGUCAGCCAACCGCACAACACCUGGCAUGCUGACCAAGGAGGAGCUUUACACUGUACUUGCACUAAUUGGUGUGGCACAGAGUGGCCUCCCAGCAAUGAAUGUGGAAAUCCUCGGUCAGUUUCCGUCUCCACCUGUGCCCAGCCUGCCCGCCCUGGCUAUGGCCAUGGCCCCCGUCAUGCCCCAGCACCAGCAGCCCAUGAUGACCCAGCCACCAGUCUCCAUGGCCAUACCCACACCAGCACCACCAGUCAUGGCCAUGGCACCCGCAGCACCGGCUCCACCACCCACAAACACAAAUUUCAUUGCCAGUUUCCCUCCUGCACAGGCGACCAAAGCUGAUGACGACGACUUCCAGGACUUCCAGGAGGCUCCAAAGCCAGGAGCAGGAGACCAGGCCUUCACUGAGUUCCAAGGGGAGUCGGGAGGAAGUUUCCCCACCACCAUUGCACCUCAGCACCAAAACAGCACGCCUGCAAUGCUGACUCCAGUUUCUGGUUCCUCCUCCGCCACGUCCUCUGAUAAGUACGCUGUGUUCAAACAGCUGUCUGUGGAUCAGCCUGCAGAGCCAACACCCCCUGCCUCAGAUAUUGGAGACAAAUACAGUGUGUUCAGACAACUUGAACAACCUGCUGACAAGAAACCAGUUGGGGAAGGAUUUGCAGAUUUCAAAUCUGUCAGCGCUGAUGAUGGCUUCACAGACUUUAAAACCGCCGACAGCGUCUCUCCACUAGACCCUUCAGAUCAGGCCAAGAUCUUUCAGCCUUCCUUCCCCUCUGCUUUCCCAAACUCUCAGUCUCUACAGCAACUUCCACAGCAGCAGCAACAGCCAGUAGUGUCUCUUUCUCAGCCCAAAAAUCCUCUCAACAUGGCCGACCUGGACCUUUUCUCUUCCAUAGCUCCCUCUGGUCCCGCCACCACUGAGACAAAACCCAGUACAUUCCCCUCUGUCUCUGUGCCCCCCUCCUUAGUGCUCCUGCCAGGUGGCGCUAAGCCUCCAGGUGGAGGAGCAAAUGAUUUUGGUGAUUUUGCCCUUUUUGGCUCCUCCUCUGAUGCCACUCAAGCUUCAGCGGCAGGAGGAGCUGCAGCAGCGCCUCAGGAUGACUUUGCAGACUUCAUGGCAUUUGGCAGUUCUGGUGGGGAGCCCAAAGGCGAAAGCAACGCAGGGGUCCAAGCGGAGUCGUCCACACAGCAGCAGCCUCAGCAGAGCUCAGACAAGUAUGACGUGUUCAAGCAGCUGUCUCUGGAGGGAGGCCUCGCCUACGACGACACCAAGGAGAGCGGCGGCGGCUCCUUUUCCUCUCUCAAGAGCGACACAGACGACUUUGCCGACUUCCAGUCCUCGAAGUUCUGCACAGCGCUCGGAGCUUCGGAAAAGACUCUGGUGGACAAGGUGGCCGCUUUCAAACAGGCCAAGGAAGACUCUGCCUCUGUCAAGUCCCUCGACCUGCCGUCCAUCGGCGGGAGCAGCGUGGGAAAAGACGACUCCGAGGACGCCCUCUCAGUGCAGCUGGACAUGAAGCUGUCGGACAUGGGUGGAGACCUGAAGCACGUGAUGUCAGACAGCUCUCUGGAUUUGCCGGGUCUCUCGGCCCACCAGCCCCCCGCUACAGAAGGAGACGACAUGAAAUUUGACCCCUUUGGGACGUCGGCCCUCAGCACCUUGGCCAGCUAUGACUGGUCAGACCGGGAGGAAAGUUUGUCCGGUGAGGUCAGAAAGCCACAGGGCUUGGAAGGAGCUUCCCUUCCAUCUUUAGUCCCAACACAGAGGAAGGAACUGACCUUUGGCAGCACUGAAAACAUCUCAAGCGGCUCCGUAGCAAAGAUCACCACCUCCUUCCCCGCAGAUGACGGCUCAUCUGCAGAUGACAAGUUUGAAGCCUUUGCUGAUUUUGGCCCUGGUGAGCACGGCGGUGUCGAUGACGGGGACGACUUUGGAGACUUUGCAAGUACUGUUUCUGAAAAGUCAGACUCACCUGCUGCCACUGCUGAGGCGGGCUCAGAGGGAAACCAAAGCGAGGCCUCGGAUGACUUUGGCGCUUUCCAGGGGGACAAGCCCAAGUUUGGGAAGUCUGACUUCCUCAAAGCCAGCGCUCAGGCCAAAGUCAAAUCCAGCGAGGAGAUGAUCAAGAAUGAGCUGGCAACCUUUGACUUGUCUGUUCAAGGCUCCCACAAACGCAGCCACAGUUUGGGUGAGAAGGAGAUCGGGCGUUCGCCUCCGUCUCCGGCUCCAGAGCAGCCUUUCAGAGACCGAUCCAACACCCUGAACGAGAAGCCCGCCCUGCCAGUCAUCAGAGACAAGUACAAGGACCUGACUGGUGAGGUGGAGGAGAGCGAGCGCUACGCAUAUGAGUGGCAGAGGUGUCUGGAAAGUGCUCUGGAGGUCAUCACCAAAGCUAACAACACUCUGAACGGCAUCAGCAGCUCCUCCGUCUGCACUGAGGUGAUCCAGUCUGCUCAGGGCAUGGAGUACCUGCUGGGUGUGGUAGAAGUGUAUCGCAUCACCAGGCGUGUGGAGCUCGGCAUCAAAGCGACGGCAGUGUGCUCUGAAAAGCUGCAGCAGCUGCUGAAGGACAUCAGCCGCGUGUGGAACAACCUCAUAGGCUUCAUGUCGCUGGCAAAGCUUGCGCCUGAUGAAAGCUCCCUAGAUUUCUCCUCCUGUAUUCUGAGGCACGGCAUCAAGAAUGCCAAGGAGGUGGCUUGUGGGGUUUGUCUGCUCAACGUCGACGCUCGCAGCAAGGCAAUGACUAAAGACAGUGACAGGAGGUUGAGGGCAUUCAACUCAGAGACAGACAACUUCAAGCUGCUGUACGGGGGCCACCAGUACCACGCCAGCUGUGCCAAUUUCUGGAUUAACUGUGUGGAGCCCAAACCCCCGGGCCUCAUCCUGCCUGACCUGCUCUGAGCUGCCAUGGCAACGGGCCACAGGCUAAUUAACAUCAGAUAGGCGGAGCGGCCGGUCGCCUCACGCCAAGAGAAGGACGUUUAAAGUCACUGGAUCGUCUGUAUUUAUUUUUUGUAUCCUGAAAUCUCAGUUUUCUCGAACUCGGCUGACAGACUCAGAUCUUUUCUCUAAAUAUUCACGUUAUUAUUGUUGCCCCUUUUGCUCGUCCAUACAAAUCACCUAAAGCGUGUAGGUCAGCUGUGUAGGUCAUAUUUAAAUCUAUUACUAAUGCUGCUUUUGACAAAUGAUUUCUACUGAUUUCCACUGCAGAAUUAAGUCAAUGUUAAUGAAUAACCACUCACCAGUGGGUCAUAUUUAAAUUAUUAGGUGUGCAAUAUCAUUACAAACACUGGCAGAGGAUGUGUGUAGAAACCUUGAGUUUUUAAUGUCCCUUGUUGUUUUGCUUCUGUUUGAAUUUUAUUCAUGACUCUCUUUGUUCCCAGUGAACCAGGCAUGUCGAAUCAUAAGUCUGCUAUUGUACUUGAAUUAUAUUUGUGCGUCGGGUCUGUCUGAUGAAACUCUGUGGCUGUUAUGGUUUUAAUAUCUUUUUUUUUUAAAAAUCUACCAUUCAAACCAUCACUGCUCUGCUAGAAGGCAGGCAGGCAUCUCUCUUUUUAUGCUUUGUGUUGAAUUAACUGCUUUGAAUGUCUUUUGCACUGUUGAGAGGAACCCUCAGCACCUCUUGGGGUAUUUAAAUCGUAUUUUAUAGGUAUUUGGGGGCAGCGGCGUACUAGUUUGCUACUUGAAGGGAACCGUGUUGUGAUUUUCUGUAUUGGUGUUUGUGUGCAGAGUGGAAAGAAGUCGACCGAUUCUGAAGGAAAACUACAGCAGCAUUUUCUGUAUAUUACAGUGUCAUGCUGUAGCGUUGUAAUUAUCACCAACUGUAAUGUGAAUGUGAUGUAAAUAAAUGAGCGUGCUUAAUUAA